Parnassius apollo (apollo) is the source of this 651-nucleotide messenger RNA. Lineage: Eukaryota; Metazoa; Arthropoda; Insecta; Lepidoptera; Papilionidae. The record is from the annotation of a GenBank genome assembly.
AUGAAACUGCCUGGUACUUUUUGUGAGAUUUCUGGUAUUCCUGAACAUAUUCAAAGCAUGGAAAAUAUAACGCCUUUACAACUUUUUUGCUUGUUUUGGACAGAGGAUUUGCUAGAAAUAAUCAGCUUUCAAACCAACUUAUACGCUGCUCAAACUGGUAAGAACUAUAAACCGACUACUCCUGAAGAGAUUGAUGUGUUUCUGGCUCUAAAUUUGGUUAUGGGUAUUAAAAAGCUAACAAGCUACAAAGAUUAUUGGGCAUCUUCACCUGAUCUACAUGAUAGCUAUAUCUCCACUUUUAUGCCUUUGAACAGAUUUGGAUGGCUUUUGAAUCAUAUUCAUUUGAACGAUAAUAGCUUGAUUCCUUCUAGACAGAGUCCCAACUUUGAUAAAUUGUAUAAAAUUCGUCCUUUGUUGAAUAUUAUUCAAAAAAAUUUCCGCGCUAAUUAUAAGCCUUCAGAAAAAGUUGCAGUAGACGAAAGUAUGAUAAAAUUUAAAGGACGGUCUUCUCUAAAGCAGUACAUGCCGAAAAAACCGAUCAAACGGGGCUAUAAAGUUUGGAUGAAGUGUGCUGAGUCUGGUUACUGUCUCGAUUUUCAAUUAUAUACAGGCAAACAAGAACACAAGAAAAAGAUUUGGGUACGACAAUAG